Nomia melanderi (Alkali bee) is the source of this 3227-nucleotide messenger RNA. RefSeq lists its product as uncharacterized. The record is from RefSeq and is a predicted model, not a curated record. Lineage: Eukaryota; Metazoa; Arthropoda; Insecta; Hymenoptera; Halictidae.
GCGAGUGACGCGUUCCCCGGCGGCUCCGAAUAUAGGGAAUAUUCCAUGGGAUGGACAUUUUGUUUCCGUAAGGCGGCAACGACGUCAGCGCCCUGAUCCGAUCGCGGUCGUUCAUAUUGUUUGACACCGAGGAAAUCGCUCGUACCGUUCGCCGGGCUCAAGGAACCGUCGCGCGAUACCUGCCGCACCGUUACGAACGACGCGUGCCCACGGAUGCGUGUAGACGUUUCCGCUGGACCGGUUAUGUAAAAAUUCCUCUCGGACAGCUCUUAUCGUUCGAUCCCGCGACCAAGUUUCCCGUGCGUCGUUGGCAUUUCGAAGGAAUCGCGUCGCGCGUGCGUUCGCGAUCCCGACGAGUCCCUUAAGUGGUAUGUCGCAUGGCGUCCCGGGCGGUGCACGCAGAGUCUCCGGUUACACUGAUACGCCGGCUGCGUUCUUCUUUCUGCUCGCGUUAUCGUCAGAAUAGCGUGGAAUGCCGUGAGCGUGCCUGCGAAAGAAACCAGCAACAGAAAUAGAGAAACCAGAGUGGGAGAGUGCGAGAGAGUGUCACAGUGUCGCACAGUGAGAGAGAGAGAGAGAGAGAGAUAGAGAUAGAGUGAGAGGGGGAGGGAGAGAGAGAGAGAGAGGGAGAGAGAGAAAGAAGCCGAUCGAAAUCUAUCGAUAUAGGUAAAACCGGAGGGACGAGCUGGGAAAUAAAGUUAAGCCCGAGGGAGUCGGUCGCGUUCACGCGGGGGCUACACGGGAAAGGCGUGGACGGAUCGGGUACGCGAGUUAACGUGCACAGGCAGGGCAAGACGCACGCCAACACCAUGGGCCUAAGUUGAGCUCGACGCAGAAGAAGCUACCGUCUGGCCAAGGGAAAGCGUUCAAGUCUUUGUUGCAGACCAAACUCUGCGUGCCUACGAAGUUGGAUCAGAGCCAUCCUAUGAAGAAGGUUGGAAGGCCGGUGGGUUCUACCAAGAAAGGAGCUUUCGCCAGUAAAAGCGCAGAGGCCAAAUCGUCCAAGAUGCAGCCAGAGUCGGAAGAGGCAGAGACCAAGCUGGACAGAACCGUGGAGAACAAAACUCCAAAGCAGGAGACUCCCAAGGAAACCGACAACUCUCUGGAGAAGCAUGUAGACCAUGCGCCCGCUGAGCCUGUUCAGGUAACCAAGGAGGAGCAGCAGGCGAGUAAAGAGUUGGUAACAGAGAAGGAAGCAGCAGACACCGAGAGAAAGGACGAAACGGACUCCGCGGAGAGCAAGGAGGUGGAAGAGCAGGACGAGACUGAGGAAAACGAUUUGAAGUUGAGCUUGGAAGCCGACGACAGCCCCGUGAAGGUUCGAGACGACAAACCAAGCGAGGAGGAACCUCCGAGCAAAGAGAGCCAGGACAGUCAGGUCCGGAUAGAAUCAGAAAGCUCACAAGAGAAGAAAGAGGACAAUACCCCAAACAUAAACGACUCUCAGAACGACAUGGAAAGCAGCUCGUUGGACGUCCCAGAGUCGCCCAGGUCAGAGCUGUCUGAAGUUUCAGAGACCACGUCGCAGAACGACACUCGGAACGAGAAGGACAAGGACGAGGAGUCGACGGACGACAAGGAGCAAUCCUUCGUCUCCUACGACCCCGCCAUAAUGCUGAAGGACGUGCAGAUCAAGCUGAACGACUGCAUGAAGGAGAGCAGCUCAAAGGCGUGCGAGGCGAGCAGCGCGGAGCCGGCUCGCGAGCGGGAAUCCGAGGCUGACCGCGAGCAGGACCGCGAGGAGAUGUCCUCGCGACCCUACCAGGACCUGUCCUUCGGCAAGACGCUCAGGGGCAUCUCCGGCAGGCGCUCGCUGAGCAGAAUGCGGCACGUGACGAUCCGCGAGCACAGGUACUCGCCGAACAACUCCAUGUUCGUCAACAUGUCCAGCGCGUCGCUGAUGCCGGACGACAACGAGGACUUCAAGAUCCUGCGGUACAGCACCGGCCUGUCGGACACCGUCUCGACGAGCAACGGCAGCCCCACGGAGAAGAAGCGGAAGCACGAGGCCAGCGAGGACUGGACCUCAGCGACCAAGAAGCAGAAGACCAACGAGUCCGACAACAGUUUGCUCAACUCAUCGCUCGGGCUGCUGAAGGGUCUGCGCAGGCCCAUACAGGUCUCCACGCCGGUGUCCGAGCUCAAAUUCCAGACCAACAAGCUGGACCUGUCCGACGAGGAGAACAAGCCCAUCAACGACCGCGCCAAGAAAUGGUGCGCGAUCAUGUAAAUCGAAGAGUUUUCUACGCGCGUAUACACUUUCCUUUUGCUCGCACGCGAGGAGAGCGGCCCCCGUGCCAUUCGUAGGGAUAAGCGUGAACGUCGAGCGUUCAUCGGAGACACCGUUCGACCAUUUGCCCGAUGCAACGCGGAACUGCGUUUCCUCGACGAUCGUACUACGACACUUUUAUAUGUUACUCUUUAUUCCUUGUUGCGCGUGUCGCGUCUGUAAUCCACCGUCCAUCGUCUCGACGGGACCACGUUUGACACGUUAAGCGCCAUGUCGGUCACUGGUAAAAAUCAAUCGUAAAAAUGCUCAACGACGCAACUAAGUCGAUAGUAACGCGAACGUUGCAAAGCGAAACAAUUCAUUGUUCCCGCUUCUCUCUGCUACAAAAGACAAACUAUGGGGAAACGCUUAAGAUUCUCGUGGCGCUUAGCGUGUUAAGGUAACAGAUGUUUCUCUGGAGAAUGGUUGAGCAAAUUGAUUUAGCAAUACGAAAACUGAAUCAUAAAUCAGCACGUUAAGCGCCAUGUCAGUCACUGAUGACCGACGCUUCUGACUGACUAAAAAUCAAUCGUAACGUACAAGACGACCGAUGUCAAAUAAAAAUGCUCAACGACGCAAGUCGAUAGUAACGCGAACUGCAAAGCGAAACAAUUCAUUGUUCCCGCUUCCUUUGCUACAAAAGACAAACCAUAAGAUUCUCGUGGCGCUUAACGUGUUAAGAAAGACAUCUCGAGCGUGAUUCGCGCGAGUUCGGUUCUCUUUUAAAUCUUGACUACACACGAUUAUUGUACAAAGCCGUCGGUCUCGCGCGUUCGCCGCGAACGAGCGGCCGGCGUAGGUACGGAGCGGCUCGUUAAGUUUUUAUCAAGGUUAUUAGCUCCGUCGUUUAUCAUCGCCCUCGAGAGCAAACACGUUUCACUCGAGCAACGGGGACGCGAUUACAGGGAGAACGCGUCCGAGUAUUGAAUGGUUCGAUCGAUAGACUGUAUUUUUCGUG